Molecule: messenger RNA, 1816 nt
Organism: Sinocyclocheilus grahami
Lineage: Eukaryota; Metazoa; Chordata; Actinopteri; Cypriniformes; Cyprinidae
Product: WAS/WASL-interacting protein family member 2-like
Exons: 7
Coding region: 214-1518 (434 amino acids)
Biological process (GO): actin filament-based movement
Cellular component (GO): actin filament
Molecular function (GO): actin binding
Source: RefSeq, a predicted model, not a curated record
GUACUGUGACGCCACAUUGAUGACGUUAAUCAUUAAUAUGUCGUGUUACUGUUCUUAAAGGAUUGUUUUAGUUACAACCAUCUUUUGUUUUACCUGAAGCUGCUCAUGGAAGUCUGAUGGCUGUAAUUCUUCCACCUUGCAGAGUUUUUGUGGGAACCUCAGACCAAGCGCUGAAGAUUGAGGUGACUGUCGACGUCUUCCGUAUUUGCCGAGAUGCCUAUUCCUCCUCCUCCCCCUCCACCUGGACCUCCACCACCCCCCAGCUUUAGCCAGGCAAACACCACACCUCCAAAACGAAGUCGAGAUGACGCUAAAGGAAGAGGAGCUCUGCUGUCAGACAUCUGCAAAGGCACUAAACUGAAGACGACCAGUGGGGUCAAUGACAGAAGUGCACCUAUCCUCGAAAAGACUGGAGGUCGAGGUGGUGGAGGUGGCAGUGGAGGAGGUGGAGGUGGAGGUGGAGGUGGUUCUGGGCCAAUGGCCAUGGGAGGAUUGUUCAGUGGAGGAGUGCCUAAACUACGACCAGUUGGAGACAGCUCUGUAGGGCGGUCAGCGCUGCGGCCGCCUGGCUCUCGCCCUGCGGUCCCUCGUGGCACGAGUCAUUCGGAACCGGACGGAUCCAGUCGUGGUAAUGGAGGCCGCUCCUCACCUCCAGAACAGUCACGAAAUCACCGUCCCUCCGUGCCAGACAUCUCCAAACCGUCUGCUGCCAGCAGCUCCUCAAAACCCACCAACUCCGCUCCACCUCCACCCCCGCCAUUCAAUCGCGGUGGCAACCGCGGACCCUCCUCAGCCCAACAGGUUUCUGGGGCACACAGUCGUGAGAAACCCCUUCCACCACCGCAUGCAAGUAAGGGGCCUCCACCGCCACCAUCUUCUGCUCGGGAUGGGCAUCCUAGACAUCCCCCUCUUUCAUCUCGCUCCUCUUCAUCCUCCUCCCCUUCCUCAAAUGCACCUCCACCUCCUCCUCCUUAUCGUCAGCCGACUAAUGCUGCAAAUGGUGACCCGGCCCCCGAGUUGCCAAAGAGGCGAAACUCGCUGAACAAGAGAAGCCAUGGCAAUGCUAACGUCCGUAGCCAGGCUCCUCCUCCACCCCCUGCCCAGCAGAACAGACGACCCCCGCCGCCAUCACGAGAUCCAGUGGUGCGCAGCACAGCUCCUCAGGUUCCUCCUCCUGUAAUUCGUAACGGGGUUCGAGAAACACCCCCGCCUCCUUAUCGUGGUGGGCCACAAACGUCUUCUGAACCCCCUAGUCGAGGGAAGCCCCCUCCUCUGUCCUCUGCUGGACGUCAGCAUUCAGGACAUGCACCUCCUCCUCCUCCACCUCUGCGCAAUGGACAUGCGUCAUCUGCCCCCAGGUCCUUUCUUGGUGAUUUUGAGUCCAAGUACGACUUCCACCCUAUAGAGGACCUUCCCCCACCUGAAGAAUACAGACCCUUCCCGAAGAUCUACCCCAGCCAAAGCAACAAGGCUUUAGUGAGAGGUGCUCCUCCACUGCCUCCUGUUGGAGGGAAGUGAACACUGUUCAGGGAAGAGAAGGACCAAGAAGAGAUAACACAAACACAUAAAUAUCUACGCAUAUGCAGUAUAUAUUUACGUGUGUUUGCCACACAAACAUUAAUUGCACCUACAAAUACAUCGAAUAACAUGACAUCUUCCUUAGGGCAACACUAUAAACACCUACAUGAUCGCUGAUCCAAACCACUCCAGAAUGCUGUACCUCUAGACCUGAAAAUACUGUGCAAUAUUCCUGUGCUGCCUAGAAAUGCACCUUUUAAUAUCGUGUCAGAUGACAGCGGCACAGCAGUGCGAGAGC